Molecule: messenger RNA, 1100 nt
Organism: Scheffersomyces coipomensis
Lineage: Eukaryota; Fungi; Ascomycota; Pichiomycetes; Serinales; Debaryomycetaceae
Gene: PEP12
Product: SNAP receptor
Exons: 1
Coding region: 205-1050 (281 amino acids)
Biological process (GO): Golgi to vacuole transport; intracellular protein transport; vesicle fusion
Cellular component (GO): endomembrane system; membrane; SNARE complex
Molecular function (GO): SNAP receptor activity; SNARE binding
Source: RefSeq, a predicted model, not a curated record
UAAAUUUAAAUUGAAAAAAUUUAAAUUGUGGCUCGUCUCGUCAGACACGUAGAAUGUCGCAGGGUGUUGAACUUAAUGUCGCUCUAUUGUCACAUGAUCAUUUGUACGACAUGAUCAAUCGUAUCUUUUAGAAAUAGGCACAGUCCUUCUUUACAACACAGUUAUGAUCAGUGGCACAAACAUCAAGAACAUCGAAUAACCACCAUGUCAUUUAAUACAUCGUCUAAUAAUAACAACAACGAUCUAGAAAGAACGGCGACUAAUCGAUCUCUGCAUUAUAAAGAUUAUCCUGAAUAUGAAACCACAUCUCAUGCUAUAGAGAAUCAAUUAUAUCAAAUAAAUUCAACUUUAUUACCUACUUUAAAAUCCCAAAUUUAUGAAUUUAGCAAAGAUUCAUCGAAUCCAAGUUUAUCAGAGAAGAUCACUACUUCUAUAGAUGAGAUCACUAAGAAAUACCAAGGCAUAAAUGAUCAUAUUAAAUCUUUAAAUCGAAUUAUUCAAACUAUUGAAUCAAGUCAUGAAGAUAUUGAAAUUUUAAAUUAUUUAAAACAAAAGGAAAAUAUUCAAAUUAAAUUGAUUAGAGAUAGUUUAACUAAUUUCAAAACUUAUCAAAAAAGAUUUGAAUCUUAUCAUGUAAGGAAUAUCCCUCCUGAUGAUUUAGUUAAAUCCACUCCACCUCAAAGUGGUGAAAAUAGUGAAGGUCAAAUUCAAGAUCAAAUCCAAGUCACUUAUGAACCUAUCAAUGCAGAAGAAUUAGAACAACAAACGUUAUUAAUAGAAGAAAGAGAAAGAGAACUUCAUAGAAUUCAUCAAGAUACUCAAAAUAUAAAUGAUAUAUUUCAAAAUUUAGCUGGGAUAGUAAAUGAACAACAAUUUCAAAUUGAUAAUAUCGAAAAUAAUAUCUUUAGUUAUAGUGAAGAUGUUAGAACAGCAAGUCAACAUUUACAACGAGCUGAAAGAAGACAGCGUUCUUCAACUGGGAGAAUGUGUUGUUGUUUGGCUAUCUUGGGUACGGUAUUAGGUUUAAUUGUAAUUGUAACGUUCAUAUAAAAAGGUUCUAUUCAUUUCUAUUAAUUAAUUAGUUAAUUUUAUUUUUUUUU